Molecule: messenger RNA, 2374 nt
Organism: Diachasma alloeum
Lineage: Eukaryota; Metazoa; Arthropoda; Insecta; Hymenoptera; Braconidae
Gene: Dpm1
Product: dolichol-phosphate mannosyltransferase subunit 1
Exons: 4
Coding region: 1548-2291 (247 amino acids)
Biological process (GO): GPI anchor biosynthetic process; protein O-linked glycosylation via mannose
Cellular component (GO): endoplasmic reticulum membrane
Molecular function (GO): dolichyl-phosphate beta-D-mannosyltransferase activity
Source: RefSeq, a predicted model, not a curated record
AAAUUAAAUUGAUAAUAAAAAACUGGUUAAUUGAUUCCACAAAAAAAAUUCCUACAAUUCAGUACUAAAAAUCUACUCAUUUUGAGUCAGAAGAAUUCGUGAAUUAAUUUGUAUUUUUAAACAGAGAAUAUGCAGAAGGGAUCGAAUUCUGGAAUAAUUGAACAUUUAUUCAAAAUUAAAGGAGUCAAGAUGUCAGGCAACAUUUCUUUGAAUAACAAAGGAUCAGUAUAUUAAUUCCAGAACAACAAUAAUCGUCAAUUUAAAAAUGGAAAAGUUCUCAAUUUGACAAUUCAAAUGUUCUUCAUUCAAGAACCUUGAGGUUCCUAUUAAAAAACCCGAGUUUUGAAUACCUGAACCAAGAUUUCUUCAAAACAAGAGAAAAUGCACCUCAGUUUAAGUACAAUUGCACCAGAUUUCCGUAAAAAUUUUCUUUAAAUAAGUGAAAACUUCACAUAUUUUCGACAUUUUUACUGGAAAUAGGAGAUUUUUUACUUUUUAUGAACAUCAAAAUAGAAAUGUCAAACAUUCAAGAAAUCAAUUUCCCUUGAAAUUAGAAAAAAAAUUCAUGUUCAUGUUUUCAUGUUCUAAAAUACGAUCCAAAAAAUCCUAGGCUAAUGCCACUAACGAUUAACUAUUGCCUCAAGGGACCAAAACUCUCGGAAUAAUUUUGAGAACAUAGAUCAACAUGGAAAAAUCAGAAAACCCAAUCCUUUGAAAUGAAAAAUCCCAGGAAUCAACAGACACCCUAACCUACUCGAUCCACUCCAACUUACGGUCUUGAGCGUGACAUUUCCGUAUAUCAGCUGCUCCAGCAAUGCCGUCUUCCCGACGCCCUUCAUCCCACACACCACGACCUUCGUAGUUUUCCCCAUCUCCCCAAAUGACACUUAGAAAACCCUAGCUACAGCCUUUUGAUCGACUUGUUUGGAGAUUCCCUGGCUAAUUCAACUGCAUGCCAAAUGUUUUGAUGGGGGAACAGGUGGGGUUAACGGGUGUAUGUGGCACUUCACUUGACCCCUCCAUAUCCAGGUGCCGCGAUAUUCCGUUCCAUAAAAUCUUUGUACUCACCCCCUGCCUCUCCAGACGAUCCAUUUCCGGCGAUUUUUCCUCAAUUCUACGGCGAAAUCCAUCGAUUAUCGACGCACAACACUUCGUCACAUUUCAAUCUGUACUUUUCUCACAAUUUUUGUUUUUCCGUUGAGGAAUGGCGAGCGUCACUGUCCCGCGCGCGGGAAAACAACUGACGAGAGUCUCUCCACUCACUCGCGCAACGCGUGCCCUUCCCCCUCUCCGCAACAACUGUCGUAUCGCCGGAUAACUCACGACUCGACUGCACUCCGGCGUACGUCGGAUUCAGUCCUAUUUAUUUCCUUGAAAGUAAUUGAAGUCAAUUUAUUGCCCUCGAGAUUAUAUUCGUGCGAAGUUGAACCCGUGAGUUAUGAUAAAUUAGGCUGAUCAGUUGCAUUGUGAUAGAGUGCGGGGUGGAAGUGUUUCAGGGGAUCAGCUGAAUUUCUUUGACGUGCGGGUUUUUACUCGAGGGGCGGAUCAUGGGGGAGAAUGCACCCGGGGAUGGUAAGGAGUCUGAUAAAUACUCGAUUCUGCUGCCUACUUAUAAUGAAGUGGAGAAUUUACCGAUAAUUGUGUGGCUCAUCGUCAAGUAUUUGGAUGGAGUAGUGCCUUUUGAGAUAAUUAUCAUUGACGAUGGCUCACCGGACGGCACCCAAGAGGUGGCAAAAAAAUUACAGAACCUCUACGGAGAGGAUAAGAUACUCCUGAGGCCGAGGGAACGAAAGCUCGGGCUUGGAACAGCCUACAUUCACGGAAUUAAACAUGCGUCUGGAAAUUUCGUCAUCAUCAUGGAUGCAGAUCUCUCUCAUCACCCUCAAUUCAUCCCGAAAAUGAUCGAAACCCAACGUCAGGGGAAUUACGACAUCGUCACUGGGACGAGAUACAGCGGUGAUGGAGGCGUUCAUGGCUGGGAUUUCAAGAGAAAACUCAUCAGCAGAGGGGCUAAUUUCGUGACACAGGUGCUUCUGAGGCCUGGGGUCAGUGAUCUCACUGGAAGCUUUAGACUCUACAAGAAAGCUAUCCUUCAGAAAUUGAUCGAGUCGUGUGUCUCAAAAGGCUACGUAUUCCAAAUGGAGAUGAUUGUUCGUGCAAGACAGUUUAAUUACACAAUUGGAGAAGUGCCCAUCUCCUUCGUGGACAGAGUCUACGGGGAAUCGAAGCUCGGUGGCUCAGAAAUAAUUCAGUUUGUGAAGGGACUACUCUACCUAUUCGCCACCACUUAGACCAACUCGACUGACAUUCAAAGGCUACGUUUGUACAUAAAUAUCCAGCAAUUUGUACUGAAUAAAUAACCAUAACCAAAUUA